AGUGACCAUGGCCAUGGAAUGAGAUAGCGGUGUUUUAAGGCCAGUCGGUGGGAAUGAGAUGCCGAAGCAAGACAAAUCAAAAGCUAAGGGCAGCCCGUUCACCGCCUACGCUCUGCAGGGGCGCUCGCUAGACCAGCCCCUGGGCACCAAGCUCCCGGCUCUGCCAGGCUGCCAGAGCACGCUGUACAGGGGGACCCUCUGCGAGAAGUUGACGGUACCGUCCAGCGGCUUCACCCUCACCGAUCCCCAUGGGCACCUGCUGAAGUCCCAUUACAACAGCCUGUACGAUCCCAACCUCCGGCAGUAUUACUACCGCAAGGACAUGCUGGAACGGCUGAAGAAGGGAGGAUUCAUCACGGAGAACAAUAAAGUUAUUUGCUCGCUGAAGGACUUCAACGAGUACAGGCAGUAUCUCAUGAGUGUGAAGCUGGAUUAUGAGAGAAAUCACAAAAAAGAGCAGACGGCUCUGAUCAGGAGGCUCCAGGAGCCGGACGUGCUUCCCGAGGGCGUCUGCCUGGAGGACGUGAGGGAGUGGCUGCUGGAGGAAGGCAGGAAGAGCCUCUGGCAGCAAGACAGGAGCUGGAGGAAGAAGGACCUGGCGGAGGUGCAGGAGAGACAGGCGAGGCAGGUCAGAGACAGGGCUAGGAGCCGGGCAGAGGAGGAGGACCAGAAGGAGGUGGAGCCGUGCCCGAGCCUGGGACGGUGCGGGAGUCCGCAGGAGGAGGCAGACAGAUACAGGGAGCUGGAGUGGAAGCUGAAGGAGAGGGCGCUGCUGGAGAGGAUCGAGGAGGACGUGAAGAGUGAGGUUUCCAGGCAGCAGCUCCUGAGAGAGGCCGUGGAUGGGCGAGCCAGGAAGAGGCAGGAGCUCUUUGAAAAGAAGGUUGCUCUCCAUGAGCAGAUGCUGAGAGAGGUCAUAAGUGAAAGAGAAGAAUUUGAAAAAUCAAUAGCAGGAAGAUUUGAGAAGCAAAAAAUAAUAUCUGAAAUAAACCCAAACUUGAAACCAGCCCCUCCCAAGAGUGCUAAGCCGGAAGUUGUCAGAGCUGCCCCCAGGGGGCGCAACUGGACUAGACUCUGCAGAGGCCAGCGCGCCGGGUGCCCCAAAGACCGCUGCACCUCCCGGCCCCCGAGCAGCCCCCCUCCGCGUCCGGACGAGGCUCCGGCCCAUCUCCGUCAGGCAGGCGAGAAGAUCGGCCACAGCAGGACGACAGUUAAGGUGACGAGGAAGGAUGAGGAGGUGACAGACAGCCGGGAAGCAUCCUUUCUGCAUAUCAGCACGUCAGUGACGUCGGAGUCGUCUUCGGUGUCCGAGGGAGGCUUGAACGCGGGCUCGGUGCGCCAGCCCUCUGUCGUCCACCAGCUCUCCGACACACAUGGAGGCAUUGAAGAAACCCUUUAUGGAACAAAAAGCCUCAUGCCGGAAGCUGGGGAAGAGGUAUCUGCUGAUGAUUCCCUCUUGGCCAGGUCAGAGGCUGGUGGGGCUGGCGGGGCAGGAGUGAUGGAGAAUGGGGCCCUGCUUUGCUUAAAGGAGAUUCUGGGAAGCUCUCGGUCUUGCAUCAUGGCGAAGGUGGAGAGCGUGGUGUCGCAAGCUCUUGAGCAGGCUGUGACCCUCGGCUCAGAUGCCCGCAGCGAGGCCGAGCAAGAGGCGAUGCUAGCCAGCCCAGGACGGGUGAUCAGCCAUCCCAAAGCGAACGUCCUGUCCUCCGAAAUCGUGGACACCGUCAUUGACCACGUGAACUCGGCUCUCCUAAGGGACAGGCUCACGGAGUCGGCGAGAGGGCUAGUGAGGAGCUCUCUUACCUCCCUGGCCUCCGCUCAGGAUGCUGACAGCUUUGACCCAUCGGACUCCCGGGCCAUCAGCGACGUUUCCGAGAAGCUGGAUCCUUUCCUAUCUGACGUGGGAGAAUCUGCUUGCAAGCUGCUGGGCGGACAGAGGGAUGGCUUGCAGCCUGUGGCGUCCUCAGAGGGCGAAGCAGAGGACAUGGAGUCGGCGUUGGGAGACUUUGCAGCAGAGAUUAUCAGUGUCAUCCUGAAUGGGGUUAAAAGUGAGUCUGGCAGGGGAGCAGCCCCAGAUUCACCUUGGAGAUUCAGGAUAGGGUCCCUGAAGGCAAAUCAGGUGACUAUUAACAUUGUGUCUGCAGUGCUGGACAACUUAGAAAGCACUUUACUUGCCAAAAACAUCCAUCUUAUUUGUCCACCCAAAACAGAGAGGAGUGAUCCUAUAAGUGCUGAAUGUGAACACUGGCCAAAUGAAUCCGUCCAGUCAGGAGAUACCGGUGAGUGCGUGCUUGUGCGCUCUGAGACUGAGAGACUUCAAGAGGAAGCAGACUGCUUUGCCGAACAACCUCCAGCUGGUUUCGAGCCCAGCGCAGCGGUGACAACGUACAGUCCUCUGAAAGAUUUUCUGCUACCUGUGCAAAUUGUUUCCAACCCUGAGACACAACACCCAGGAACCUGGGUAUCCACUUCAAACCUUGACCUGAUCACCACUGACCUUGUUCGUGUUCUGUGUGCAAUGGGUCCUACUGAUGCAACGGUGCCACAUAUUUCACAUGCCAGUGUUGCAGAAGCAGAGCUCAGUUCUCCUGGAAGUGAAGGCAAUACUUUCGAGCCAAUCUGUGUGCCAGUAAGGGAAAGGUCCAGUUUGGAGACUGCUGCUUGGAGAAAGUCAUCUGAGCACAAAGACCCUACAGUUGCGUCUGGAGUAACUCGAGGCAUCUUAGGAUUGUCCAGACACAACAUUAUUGAACAAGCGGAACAUGUAGUUGUGGAUAUUAUCAAAAGCGCAAUAGACCAGUUAACCCCUGCAGGGCCUGGGUUUCCAACAACGGCCAAGUCACCCAGUCAAGCCAGAAUCAACACCUCGCUCUCCAAUUCUCUGGCACAGCAACCUAUGCUAAGUGCAGUGGCCUCUGAUGUUGUUGACACGGUCAUUUGUAAAGUUGAGCAGGCUCUAUCUUCAACAGAGUCUAACUUAUUUCAGGGUGAUGCCAGUAUAAAGGAUUCUGAAAGUGGGGGUGUCCAGCACCAAUCUACAGUGUGGAAGACUCCGUCUGAAGUAGCCUUUGCAGCAUCACAUAUCAACACCCUCUGUGAUGAUAUCACGAUGAGUGUCGUGGAGAAGCUGCAGGAUCUAAUGCCUUGUCAGACUGAGCCCUUGUCAUACUCAUCUUCCCAAGCUUCGACCUCUGCAAGCUCAUUGACUGCAGGUGAGCCUGACACAGUGGCACAGGGUUCUCAGCAGCAAGAGUCAGGAAUAAACACUUAUGCAAAGAAGAUUGUGAGUGCAAUUCUGUGCACGGUCAAGGGUGAGUUAGAAGGAAAAGAACAGGAAUUGGCAGAAACCAGUCUCUCAGGUUUUCAGAAAGAGGAAUUGACCCUGAACAGCUUUGCAAAGAAAGUUGUAGGUGCUAUCCUAGACACGGUCCAGAAUGAGAAAGAUAGUCAAGCUCUGCACAAAACAGCGAACAAUUGCUCUGAAGAAUGGAUACUCUACUCUGAAAUGGCAUCUUCAGUGUUGGACAAUUUAGAAUUUGUAGAGUGUGACGGUGGCACGUCAGGGACAAAGCUCAGUGCCACUGGUAGCCAUAGCAGUGUACUUACCUUGACUUGCUUAAAAAAAUCGAGUGAUCUUGCAGCCUCAAAGAAUGAAUUUAGAGAAACUCAAAACAUAUUAAAACCAUCCAGAUCCACCAUUAUCAGGCAAGCAGAACAAGCAGUCCUGGAAAUUAUUGAAAAGGCAGUAGAUCAAUUAAUUCUCUCAAUACCUACUGUUCCAACUAUGACUACAUCUUCCAGCCAAACCAGAAUAUCCAUGAAAUCGCCCUCAGACUCUCUGCUCAGCCUGGUGGCCUCUGAUGUCGUUGACACUGUUCUUGGGAAGAUUGAGUCCUCCACUUCCUCCUCUGCCACCAGUCUUAAAGACUCUGACAGCGCAGGUCAGCUGCCCAGCCCUGCUGUGCGGACUGUUGAGUCGAAUACAGUCUUCACUCCAUCAAAGAUCUACAUGAUCGCCACAGACAUUGUCAGGAGUGUCACAGAGAAGCUGCAGCAACUAAAAUCUCUCAGCAUUCAGACCUUUUCUGAAUCCUCCCCAGAAUCCCUGAGCUCUGUUAGCUCAGUGGUCAGAGAUGGGCUUCCUUCAGCUCCAGUGGACACUCAGCAGACAGAGACAGAGCUGAAGAGUUAUGCCAAAGAGGCUGUGAGUGCUGUGCUGCUGACAGUCCAGAGGGAGCUGGACAGAGAGAUUCCCCAGGGAAAGACAGGAGUCAGUCCUUCUGCAGAAAGCCUGCUUGUGUCUCAGGUUGUUUCCUCAGUCUUGGAGCAGAUAACAAACAGAACAUCAGAUGACAAUAUAGCAAAGCCAGGAGAUGUACAAAAAUCUUUUGAGCCAUUAAGCAUACCAGUUUUGGAAAAGAAAGUUUGUUUUCAGGGUGCUGUUUCAAAACAGUCUAGUGAAGGAAUUAUCCCAACACUCAUGCUUGGAGAAAGUCGAGACAUUUUAGGACUGUCUGGGUCUGUUAUUAUUAAACAAGCAAAGGGGAUAGUCCUGGAAAUUAUUGAAAGGGCAGUAGAUCAAUUACAUCUUUCCAGAUCUGUCCCUCUAGGUGUUGCAGAAUGUUCCAGCCAAACUGGUAUCAAAAUGAAAUCACCCUCAGACUCUCUGCUCAGCCUGGUGGCCUCUGAUGUCGUGGACACUGUUCUUAGGACGAUUGAGUCCGCCUCUUGCACCCCAGGUGUUUUGUCUUGUGGCGAUGUCAGCAUUGUGGAUUUUGAAACUGUGGGAACGUGUCCAAAUCCCUCAGUAUGUGUGACUGAUUCUGAUUUGCUCAUUGAAGAUCUUGUUACGAGUGUCAUGGACAAGCUAAAGCCGUUGGCUAAUUCUGGUAAGAGAGCUGUCUCUGGACCACCUCUCAGGGAUUCCACGUCUCUUAAUUCAUUGAUGCCACAAAGUCUCCCCAGCCUGCCUUUGACAGAUAUUCAGGAGGUGGAGUUCGCCUUGAACUCCUUUGCCAAAGAGGUAGUGAGCUCUGUACUGGAAGUGGUUAAGGACGAAUUAGAUGGAGAGAAUCUCCUGAAGUUAUCCCCCUCUGGACCUGUCACCAAUUCAGAAGAAACUCUGCUAGUGUGCGAGAUUGUGUCCUCAGUCCUGGAACAGUUAAAGCAUCUGGAAGAUAUUCCAGGCUGUGCAGUCCCACACACUGAAAAUACUGUGGAAAAGACCGAAGCUAACUCUCAUCCCCUGAGGAGCGCAGAUUCAGGGGUGGAACUGACUAAGCUGCAGACAUGCAAUGACCAAUCGUCUUCCAAAGUUAGCUCGGAGUCGGAAUUCAAGACGGCUACAAUAAAGUCGGUUUGUGGCAUUAUGGAAAGGGUUGCCGCAAAAUUCCAGCCCCCGAGAUCUGACCACCACGCUGUGGAGUCAUGCAGCAGUGCUCUGAGGGAAGUUUCGGACGUACAGAAACAUGCAUGUGAGUCUUGGUCUUCUGCCUGUUUGCCUUCAGCAGCUUCAGAUGUUGUAGAGGCUGUGCUGGGAAAACUUGUGGAAGUGGCCGGCAGCGAAGAGGUUUCAGACGAGCGCAGCCUUGGGCAAGACCGGUGUGCUCAAGAGCCAUCCACCACUUUGGCCAGGAAAGUAGACUCUGGCACGUGGGUUGAGCCUUCACAGAUCCAAGGAGUCACUGAGGAACUGGUUGACACAGUGAUGGGUAAACUUAAAGUUUUUUUGGGCAUGAAGUCAUCAUCUGAAAGCCAACAGUUGCCUGCUCAAAUGUGUGGAUCUGGAGAAUUAAAAGGGGACAGUUUCCCAUUGUCAGGAGGUGUAUCAGUGUGUGAAACCAAAAGUGAAGUUAAGAGCUCAGGCUUAAGCCGCUGUGUACAGGAUGUUGUCAGUCAGGUAUUGCAUAUGAUCAAGACUGAGAUAGACGGGGAGAAUGAAGCCCGUGCCUCACAGGAAACACUGCUAGCAAAAAAAGUUGUGGAUUAUUUUUUGUGCAAAGUCACUGCUCCAAAACUAGAAAAACUGGAUUCUGAGAAAACCGUGAUUAUAACUGAAGAGCCCUGCCGAGUUACAAGCACUCAUGUUGAAAAAGAAGACUUGGAAAUGCCUGAUGAAAUCCCUGUCCAGCCCUGUGAUCCCGUCAAUGUCCCAGGCAUGGUCAUCUACUCGCAGUCCGACUCCACCGACGAGACCCCGACGGUCUCCUCCAGGAGAGCCGCUUGCAGCUCCUCAUCGAAGACUCCCGCCCCGGCCAGCGAGAAGGAGGAGGACCUCUUCAAAGGCCCGGGGUCCAGGUGCACCAUGGGUAUCCGACCACGCUGCCGUAAGAAGUCUUUGGCCCCGAAGGAUCUAGGCCUGUCUGGAAAUGAGCCAGACUUCGUGUCCGAGGGGGUAACCCCCAAACGAAAUCUCAUGGAGAAGCUUUUCAGGGGAAAAAGAUUCACAGCCAAGGAACAGCUGGCAGGAGAAACCAUAAGGUCCAGUGCUAGAGCAGCAGACCCUUCUGGCCCCACCAGCGCUGUGCGGCUGCCUACUGGAAGAGGCACAGCGCCCCCUGCUGGCUCCACGGCGCCGGAGAAUGGCCUGGCAGUCGGCACGGUUGCAGACGCUGCAGACUCUCUCGCUAGAACCAGGCGUAGAGGGAUUCCAGCCCAGCUUCCGGAGAAGACCUUCCUGGCCCCCAUGUCCGUGAGCUCGGCCACCUGCUCCACUGUGGGUUCCUCCCUGGGCCAGGAUCCCGCCAUGGCAGCCAGAGAGAGACGUGUGAAAAAGCUGCCGAAGAUAGCCCCACAGGCUGUUGAGAAGGGCCUCCAACAGCACCCAGGACAGUUUGAGGGCUUCCCAGCUGUUGUUCCUGUUCCUCCGACCUGCCCCAGAGACAAGCCUCCUCCUCAUAGACGGCUCCUCAGAGUCAAGAUGUUUCCUGCCCAGAGGUUCCAGUAAUCCGGCGCCCCCUACAGACGACGGGGAGGGAAAAGCAUCCGAAUAAAAAAAAAUAUUUUUAUAAAAGAUUAAAAAAAGGUGAAAAACU
Molecule: messenger RNA, 7028 nt
Organism: Lepisosteus oculatus (spotted gar)
Lineage: Eukaryota; Metazoa; Chordata; Actinopteri; Semionotiformes; Lepisosteidae
Source: RefSeq, a predicted model, not a curated record